Prorocentrum cordatum is the source of this 1148-nucleotide messenger RNA. The record is from the annotation of a GenBank genome assembly. NCBI's taxonomy places the organism in Eukaryota, Dinophyceae, Prorocentrales, Prorocentraceae.
GAGGAGCUGCGCGCCGCCGCGCGCUCGGGCUGGAGCGGCGUGGAGCUCUGCGCGGAAGCGCUGGCCUCCGGGGCGGUGGGCGCCGCGGAGGUGUCCGCGGCCGUCGCCCGCUGGAGGGCCGCCGGUGUCUUCGCUGCUCGGCCGCCUGCCGCGGCGCUGGCGCCCGAGUCUCGGCGCACCUACGGCGUGGACGUCGGGUGCGCCGCGCCCGCCUACCUCGGGCGCCCGGCGGGCGACCCGCGGCUCGAGGGGCCCGAGCUGGAGCGGGCGCUGGGCUCGCUGAGGCGGCACGGCCUGGCUCUGGUGGCGGGCGCCGUGGACGCCGAGGCGCUGCGGGCGCUGCGGCGCCGCCUGCGCAUCCCGACUGGCACUGGGCCGCUGGGGUGCCCCACCGAGGUUCGCACGGCGGACGUGGCGGCGGCCGCGGUCGGGGCCGCGCCGCCGCUGGAGCCGACCAGCGGCCGGCGCCACUUCCUGCUGAGGGGCACCGCCCUCGCGGAGGCGGAGAUCCUGCCGCUGCUGGCGCCGCUGAUGCCGCUGGCCUACCGCUUCCUCGCGGAGUGCCGCCCAGACGCCCUGCCAGGCUGCCUGAUGACCGGCAGCGCGUCUGAGCCGGCGGCGGCCGCAGCCGCGCCCCGCCUCUACCUGUCAGAGUGCCAGCUGCUGGUCUCCGACCCAGGCGCUGCGCCGCAGAUGUGGCACCGAGACAACCAGCGGCCCGGCCUGACCGUCAUUCUGCCGCUCACGACGGUGGACGCCGAGGUGGGCCCGACGCAGCUGCUGCCAGGCACCCACGCCGGGGCGUGGGCAGCAGCCUCAGCGCUGCUGGAGAGCGGCGGCGCGGCCUGCGCGGCGCCGCUGGAGGCGGGGCAGGCGCUGGUGUACGACGCUCGGGUGCUGCACCGAGGGCUGGGCAGCAGCUCCUACGGCCAUUGUCGGGUCGUGGUGGUCAUGCGCCUCGACUACGUCGACACUCCGCCCCCCGGCGCUACAAUCGCCCAGACGGCGUUGGGGCGCGUGGAGGGGGGGCUGCUGCAGGCCCUGGGCGCGCUGUACUCUGCGCUGCCGGUGCCCGGGCUGGCAGACAAAAACCACGAGCGAGGAGUUGCUUGACCAGGAAAGGCAUCUGCAAGGAUCGUCACAGGUAG